AAAAGCCAGUUGACGUAGGCUAGCUAACGUUAGCUGUCAGCCGGGUGCAGUCAUUGUGCAGGGAUGGAGGUGACACGCCGAAAUUUCAAAGACUGUUUAAACGCGGUGUACAGCGCGAUAGAGGAGGCAGACUUCCUUGCCAUCGAUGGAGAAUUUUCAGGAAUAAGCGACGGUCCUAAUGUCAGUGCACUGACCAACGGGCUGGACACACCGGAGGAGCGGUACACGAAGCUGAAAAAGCACUCCAUGGACUUCCUGCUGUUCCAGUUUGGUUUAUGCACAUUCAAGUACGACCAGACAAAGUCAAAGCAUAUCAUAAAGCCUUUUAAUUUUUAUAUAUUCCCGAAACCGUUCAACAGGACGUCCCCUGACAUAAAGUUCAUCUGUCAAAGUUCUAGUAUUGACUUCCUGGCCAGUCAGGGUUUUGACUUCAACAAGGUGUUCUGUGAUGGAAUCCCCUACCUAAAUCAAGAAGAGGAAGCCCAGCUGAGGGAGCAGUCAGAGGAGAGGAGAAAUCAACAUGCCAACGGUGUCGGAACCCCGUCCUUCAUCUCCCCAUCCUCCUCCAAAGGCCCGGCACAUGUACCUGACGAACACAAAGACUUCAUCAACAGAGUCAUAGAGAAGGUUGAGGGCCUCUUCACUAACUCAGAGAAGACUUUGGACUUGGAGCCAUGUACUGGAUUUCAGAGAAAGCUCAUAUACCAGACACUGAACUGGAAGUUUCCUAAGGGGCUUCACGUGGAAACCAUCGAAACAGAAAAGAAGGAGCGAUUCAUCCAGGUCAGCAAAGUAGAUGAAGAGGAGAGGAAGAGGAGGGAGCAGCAGAAACUGGAGAGAGAGCAGGAGGAGCUAAAUAAUGCUGUCGGCUUCUCCAGGGUCAUCCACGCCAUCUCUAAAUCUGGUAAACUUGUGGUUGGCCACAACAUGCUGUUGGAUGUGAUGCAUACCAUCCAUCAGUUCUACUGUCCUCUGCCGGAGGAUCUUCAAGACUUCAAAGAGGUCACGAUGUGCGUUUUCCCAAGACUUCUGGACACAAAGCUGAUGGCAUCCACUCAACCUUUUAAGGAGCUGAUCACUAACACCUCUCUGGCAGAGUUGGAGAAGCAGCUGAAGGAGAGUCCUUUCAAGUCACCACAAGUUGAAACGGCAGAGGGGUUCCACAGUUAUGACACAGCCCAAGAACAGCUCCACGAGGCUGGGUACGACGCCUACAUCACUGGCCUCUGCUUCAUCUCGAUGGCCAACUACCUGGGCUCUUUCUUGACUCCACCCAAAGCUUACAUCUCGGCUCGCUCCAAACUAAUCGAGCCUUUCUUCAACAAGCUUUUCCUGAUGAGGAUAAUAGAUAUUCCCUACCUCAACAUCACAGGACCAGAUUUGCAACCUAAAAGAGACCAUGUCCUGUAUGUCACCUUCCCAAAAGAAUGGAAGACUAGUGACCUCUACCAGCUGUUCAGUGCCUUUGGAAACAUCCAGGUUUCAUGGAUCGACGACAUGUCAGCAUUUGUGUCCCUAAGUCAGACAGACCAGGUACAGAUAGCUAUGAACACCAGCCGCUAUGCAGAAAGUUACAGGAUCCAGACGUAUGCAGAGUACAUCCAGAGUAAGCAGCAGGACAAGGAGAAGGCCGGCCAGACGGCCAAAUCAUGGGGAGAUGACGGUUGGGUGAAAUCUCACUACACCUCUUCCACUACCUCUGCUGGUUUUGGAUACCCCAGGGGUUUGAGGAAACGCAGCAUCAGUCCCGUCCAGGGGGAGCAGGGGACCGGAGAGGCUCUAAUUACAGAUGGCUGGAGUCACUACUCAUACCUGGAUAGCACAGGCAGCAAGAAGAUGAAAACUGAUGACCGAAGUGGACAGGCGAACACAGAAGCUGUUGAGAGCAAGACAUCAGAAGGAUGGUUGAAGACAUCAGAUUUGUCAGAUUCAGCGGGGUUGAGUCUGGUCCCUGACGACGAGGAGGAGGAGGAGGAUGAGGAAGAGGAGGAGGAGGAAAAUCCUGAGGGAACCGAUCCCACUAAUGAUGCUGAGGGUACGGUCACCUGGCAACAAGCCAGGACGAGGAAAGGUCAAAAGAACAAGAAAAAGAAGUCUGAAGGUGCUGGAUCUACGUCACUGUUCGAGGUCCCAGAAGUGUGGUAGCGAGAGGCGAGGGGUGGAGAGUCCACUGUCCCACACUGAGCUCCUGCUCGGAGUCUCUUCGUAAGCACUUGGGGGCGCUCUCCUCUCUACAUCGCUGGGAGUGGUGCACGCCCCGAAUUCAUUCGUUCACUCGACAGCUGUGGAUACCGUGUCCAGAGCCACCAGCCAAGCUACUUGACUGGACUAUUGAAAGAGAGAACACAAGCCAUAAACGACAGCUGCCAUAUUUUGAUCUUGUACCAGAGGAGCAGGCAACUCUUCUGAGUAAACACACGCACACACCACUAGCAUUUUAAAAUCGAAACUCCUGAAAUCUUCAUUUCUUCUGAGUUCAGACUGGAAUCUGCCACCACAACCGUGCUAUCACUUUGAACUCAAUCAUCAGUUUUAACGACGGUCACCUCUAAUCAGUCUUACGUUUUGUGAGUGUGGGUUCUGUGCGAGUUUGUGCAUGUGAGGGAGAUGUAGAUUUUCUCCAGUCUUUGUAUCCCCGUGAAGAAAAAUACCACUUGACAGGUCCUGUAGUUCACGAUGUCUGGGUUAUUUAGUAUUUUAAUGCAGUCAAAUAUUUUUCCCUAUUUUAAACAAAAAGGUUCUUUCAACUUCCCCAGUUUUAUUAAACAUAUAUAAGCUUAUCAAUGAUCAUGUGAUGUUUAUUAUUGGUGGCAUUUUGAUCCUUCAUGAGAGGUGCUUAUGUGUUUUGUACAGAAUUGUUUUUCUUUACUGUUUUGUGUUUAAUGUUUUGUAACCGUUUCAACCUGCAACAAUGUCAAAGUAUGUUCACAUGCGAAAGGUGUAAACGUUAAGAUGACUGAUACAUUUUUGUAUAAGAAAGUUUUAAAAAUCCUUAAAAUAUUUCCUUGAAAAGGGGAAAAAAAAUUAAAGAAUGUUUC
Chelmon rostratus (copperband butterflyfish) is the source of this 3038-nucleotide messenger RNA. It is a transcript of the gene parn, whose product is annotated as poly(A)-specific ribonuclease (deadenylation nuclease). Gene Ontology annotation, molecular function: poly(A)-specific ribonuclease activity; RNA binding; metal ion binding. The record is from RefSeq and is a predicted model, not a curated record. The transcript is spliced from 26 exons. Gene Ontology annotation, biological process: nuclear-transcribed mRNA poly(A) tail shortening. Lineage: Eukaryota; Metazoa; Chordata; Actinopteri; Chaetodontiformes; Chaetodontidae. Gene Ontology annotation, cellular component: nucleus; cytoplasm. Bases 64 to 2145 code for a protein of 693 amino acids.